Molecule: messenger RNA, 1914 nt
Organism: Trichophyton benhamiae CBS 112371
Lineage: Eukaryota; Fungi; Ascomycota; Eurotiomycetes; Onygenales; Arthrodermataceae
Exons: 3
Coding region: 1-1914 (637 amino acids)
Biological process (GO): protein localization to membrane; vacuolar transport
Cellular component (GO): Golgi apparatus; membrane
Source: RefSeq, a predicted model, not a curated record
AUGGACUUGACGGCGCAGCUCGCGUAUCUACUCUCGUUUCUGCUUCUGCUUCUUCUGCCGCACGCCACGGCCUUUUACGUGCCCGACGGCCAGCGCAUCCCCGUCCUCGUCAACAAGAUCUUCUCGGACAACUCGCAGCUUCAAUAUGCCUACUCGGACCUGCCCUUCGCCUGUCCGGCCACCGCAAGGGCCGGCAGCAGCCAGAAUAUCCCCCUCAACCUGGGCGAGGUGCUGCGCGGAGACCGCAUCAGCCUGUCCGACUUCGAGCUCGAGAUGGGACAGAACGUCGCCUGUAAACCACUCUGUACCCGCCAGAUCGGACGCAGAGACGUAAACUGGGCGAAGAGCUUGAUAUCAGACGGCUUCGUGGCCGAGUGGAUCGUGGAUAAUCUGCCUGGCGCAACCAGCUUCAUCACCGUCGACAAAUCUCAAAAGUACUACACCACCGGCUUCAAGCUAGGGUACCAGGCUGUUUCAUCGACCAGCCGGCGGCCGACGCAUUAUAUCCACAACCAUUUCUCCUUCGUGAUUCGGUGGCGAGAUGCGCCGCGUGGUCGUGACGGGCAGAAAGUCAUCGUCGGCUUCGAGAUAUACCCCAAGAGCAUCAGCCGCGACGGCAGGAAGCGGGACGGGUGUCCCAGAGAUGUGCACACCGUGCAUCAUGGCUUCGAGCUAUAUCUGCAGCCCAACAACACCCGUCUUGCACAGCAGUACCCGGGCUCAUCUUACCUGCCGGAGAAUGACGACGAGGUGGACGACGGUGCCACCCUGUCCAUUCCUUACACGUACUCUGUCUUCUUCAAACGAGAGGACAAUGUAGAAUGGGCGAACAGAUGGGAUCUAUACUUGUACAGCCAGCAGGACGGUACCACCACGCAUUGGCUGUCAUUGUUAAAUUCCCUGGUGAUAUGUGGUGUUUUAAGUGUCACUGUGCUGGUCAUAUACCGUCGUACUGGCUAUGGAGACUCCAAAGGUCGAACAGACGGCUUGCUCGAGGAUGGCAAGGCCAGCAGGCUUCGAUCUCGAAAAUCCAGCGGCUCGGCUCCGGUUGUGGACGAGAAGUCGUCUAACGGUCUACUCGAUGGCGGUGCCGGUGCCGUUUCGGACGACGACCUCUCGUCUGAAGAGGACUUUGAUGAUGCUUCGUCGUGGAAGAGACUUCACGGCGACGUCCUUCGAACGCCAGCAUAUAGCGGUCUUCUUGCACCGUUUGUUGGAUCGGGCAUGCAGCUUCUCUUCAUGGCUACGGGGCUGUUAUCUCUAAGCUGCCUGGGAGUGCUGAACCCCAGUUUUAGAGGCGGCUUCAUCAGCGUGGGCGUUGGCCUGUUCAUCUUUGCAGGUAUAUUCUCAGGAUACUUCUCUGCUCGGCUCUACAGGACUUUAGGGGGUAUGAACUGGCGGAAGAACGCAUUCAUAACUGCUCUAUUAUUCCCCGGACUAGUCUUCUCCCUAAUCUUCGUUCUGAACCUGUUCGUGUGGGCUCAGGCAUCAAGUACGGCUCUUCCAUUUGGGACAUUGGUCGGUCUCCUUGCUCUUUGGCUUCUCAUCCAAGUCCCCCUCGUUUACGCAGGCAGCUGGUAUGGCUACGAAAGAUCGAAGCCAUGGAGCCAUCCAACGCGCACUAGUUCUAUUCCACGACCGAUACCUCCACAACCAUGGUACUCGGGAUCGCUGAGAGGAAUCAUUCUUGCUGGUUUUGCUCCUUUCGCCGUCUUGUUUGUGGAACUGGUCUUCCUGUUCCGCAACAUGCUACAGGACAAGGGUGGAUAUUACUACGUCUUCGGCUACCUAAGCAUAGUCGGGCUUCUGACUCUUCUUUCCAUCGCCGAGAUGGCCAUCAUAACUACCUACACCCUAUUAUGCGCAGAGGUAUGGUUCUCUACCCCCUUGUCAGCAGAGUUCCCUCGUGUUUGA